AUGUCCACACUCAGCAUGUCCACCGCCCAAGCCUCCUCAUCCAAGCUGCACGCUCAGACCGACGCACUAGCCGCGAAUGCCUCCAACCCGCUCGCGCUCGAAGCGCACCGAGACCGGUUCCACGAGCGCGCCUUGAAAGACGUCACUGUCAACAGCAACGAUGGCGGCAUGUCCCUGGAUUCUAGUAAUCCCCUAGCGGUCAAGGACGAGAUGGACGCGCAGAAGGAGUACUUUCGACGACUCAAGUUUACGCACCUCGAGCAGGAGGCGAAGCGGAAUUUCUUGUUUACGAUUAUGGGGGAUGAGCCGCAGGGUGUGCAGCCGGGGGAUAAUGAGGCUCUAGAGCAAAGGAACGCACAGCGCAAGGCCGCGCUCAAGGCGUUCAAGGCGGAGAUUGAGGCGAUGCGGACUGGGGCGAUCCAGCUUGCCGAGGAGAAUUCAGCACGAAGUAUGAAGGUGAAUGCAGAAGUCGCCGAGGCCCUGGCGCUGCAGAAGCAAAUAAGGGACAUGGAGCUUGAGCUGGCCCGCAUCAAGGCGACUCAUCCGCCUGAGAAUCGGUUGACGGUGAAUCAAGCGGGCGAGCUGCUGGAUGACCAAAUCGCCGAGAUGCAGCGGUUGACGGAUACCAUUGGGAGUACGUCUUACAAGGUCGACAAGGCACGGGAAGAGGUUGCUGCGACGACCAAGGAGGUCAAGCGGCUCGAAAGAGAACGAGAGCGAGAAGAAGCUCGGGCCAAAGAAGUUCGCGAGGGCCGAGAAGAAGGGGAUACAAAGGUGGAUGAGCUAUGCCGAUGGUUAUCUACUUCGAUGCAGCUGUAUCGCUCCCUCCUCGGUAUCCAGUCCGUCCGCGCGUCAACGAGAGGACCAUCACAUCUUCUCCACAUCACCUACGACGCUCCUUCUCUGGCGAAAUCCAGCUCCGGGAAGGCGAAGAAGGGAGCAGAUGCUGUGGAGCUUGUAUUGGAGUUUGAUCCGGCUUCGAGACGACUGCUAGAUGCUCAGCUUGACGGAAGCGACAUGGACAUUGGUGAGGCGGUAGGCAUCGCAGUUGGGUCGAAUGACGUGCCGGGGCUGGUUGGGGAUGUGCUCAUGCGCUUAAGGCCUAUCCAAGCAUAA
Dioszegia hungarica is the source of this 1116-nucleotide messenger RNA. RefSeq lists its product as uncharacterized. Lineage: Eukaryota; Fungi; Basidiomycota; Tremellomycetes; Tremellales; Bulleribasidiaceae. The record is from RefSeq and is a predicted model, not a curated record. Gene Ontology annotation, biological process: protein localization to kinetochore; kinetochore assembly; attachment of mitotic spindle microtubules to kinetochore. The transcript is spliced from 8 exons. Bases 1 to 1116 code for a protein of 371 amino acids. Gene Ontology annotation, cellular component: kinetochore.